UUAUUAUUAUUACUUCCAUACUCUCUCUCUUCCUUACGCAGUCUACGAGGAAUCGUUAAUGGUUAAUGGAAGCAAACCUUACUGUUCAUACUGAAGAAACAUGAUGUAUUACCGCCGAAUACAAUGUAGAUAUAUCCUUCAAUAGAUCGGAAAAAACUUGAACAAUGUCGAUAAAGUGUCAAAGUAACAGUAAUCUCGGCUCCGUAGUUCUCGAUCGUUCACGCGGCGAGAAGUUCAGUCUCUGGACGUCGUUUUCCGGCUCAUCGAUUCGUCGGAAGAUCAUUGAUGCUGUUCGUUGUGGAGGUCGAUCGCGUUACGUUCCAGAUGAUAUCAACGUUGAAGGAGAAUCAUCGCAUUCGUCUGAGAAGAUAAUAGAGAGAUCUAAAUGUGGAUCCGAUAUGUUGUCGGAGCUUCUGAGGUUGCCGGAUUCAUCGGAAAGAGAAGCGGCGGAGGAAGUGAAGAGGAAGGUUGAAGCGUUGGAUGAGAUGAAGAGAGUAGUUAAGAAUUUGCAGUAUGAUAGUGGUUUAGAUGGAGCUAUUGGUGUAAGAAGACUUGCUAAAGAGAACUCGGAUGCGAGAACUACGCUUGCAAUGCUUGGUGCGAUUCCGCCAUUGAUUGCAUUGAUUGAUUCGGAACAAGUUGAUUUGCAGAUCGCUUCUCUUUAUGCUCUUCUUAAUCUCGGAAUCGGAAAUGACGCAAAUAAAGCAGCGAUUGUCAAAGCAGGAGCUAUUCAUAAGAUGCUAAACCUUCUUGAAUCAUCAAAUGAUUCAGAUAUAUCAGAAGCUGUCAUUGCUAAUUUCCUUGGCUUGAGUGCUUUAGAUGCAAACAAACCAAUUAUUGGUUCUUCAGGUGCAAUCCCUCAUCUAGUGAAAACACUCAAGAACAUAAAUGAUACAAGUAGUUCUCAAGCUCAACAGGAUUCCUUAAGAGCAAUCUACAACCUAUCAAUCUCGCCCAUGAAUGUACCAAUCUUACUAGAAUCUGAUUUAGUCCCGUAUUUCUUCAGCAAAUUGGGUGAUAUGGAUAUUAGCGAGAGGAUUCUCUCGAUACUAAGCAACAUUGUAUCGAUUCCAGAAGGGCGAAAAUCAAUCAGCAGUGAACCUGAAUCAUUCCCAGUGCUGGUAGAUAUAUUGAAUUGGACUGAUUCCCCUUCAUGUCAAGAGAAAUCAUCUUACAUACUUAUGAUCAUGGCACACAAAUCGUAUGGAGACAGGAAAUCAAUGAUUGAAGCAGGAAUCAUAUCGUCUCUACUCGAAUUAACCCUUCUGGGCAGCACUCUAGCGCAGAAGAGAGCCUCGAGGAUACUCGAAUGUUUCAGUAUUGACAAAGGGAAAGUAGUGGUUAUGGACAGUUGUGGAUCAGGUGCUUCUGUAUCAGCUCCAAUGUAUGGAUCUUCUGAUCAGUCAUUACAAUUGAAACAGUAUCGAUUAGAAGAAGGGGAAGAAGAAGAAGGGUCGAGUAAUAUGAUGAGUGAAGAAAGAAAAGCUGUUAAGAAUCUUGUUCAACAGAGUUUACAGAACAAUAUGAAAAGGAUAGUGAAGAGGGCAAAUCUACAUCAUGAUUUUGCACCUUCUGAUCAUUUCAAGACAUUAACAUCUUCCUCAACUUCGAAAAGCUUACCAUUUUAACAACAACAACAACAAAAUCAACCGCGAAAAAAGAAUAAAUCCGGGUAAGUUCUAUUAUAUAUUAAAUGUAGGGUUUUUGUUUUCCCACUAUAUAAAUGCAUGCAUUUUGGUUGAUUUGAAUUUUGAUUUGAUGUUAGUAGUGUUUGUACAAAAUAAUAAUAGCUUAUGUUUUAAUGGUUUAUGUAAUUGAUUUUGAUAAAUGAAGAAAACAAAUUGCAUGAUGAUUUAUAUGGGGUUUAUACAUUUGAUUUGGAUGAAUUUGUAGGAGAUGUAACAGUAAUUUGUCUAGAAUGUGGACCCUAAUGAUAAUGAAGUUUAUUAUUGUGAUAGUGGUGGUGUGGUGGGGUCAUAUUUUUCAUAUGCAAUAACAUGCGUAGGGACAAUUGUAGUACUUUUUGUUUACUCAUUUAUAUGAUUUUAUUUAUUUUAAUUUUCAUCUGGGUAUAUGUCCCUUGUGUGUGGGUUCAUUUUUCUCUCUUGGGACAUGUGUAUAACUGGAAUCUUUGGACUUUUUGAUCUAAUUUAUUAUGCCUGCAAAUUACAGGGUAGAACAUGGGUGUGUUAUAUAGAAUUGUGCUUUUUUUUAACUGCAUCAUUGGUUCUUGUAAUCUGACUUUUAAUUGUUUAUUUGAGCUUUUUCUUUU
Messenger RNA from Impatiens glandulifera, 2272 nucleotides. RefSeq names its product U-box domain-containing protein 12-like. The record is from RefSeq and is a predicted model, not a curated record. The transcript has 2 exons. Gene Ontology annotation, molecular function: protein binding. Bases 165 to 1628 code for a protein of 487 amino acids. NCBI's taxonomy places the organism in Eukaryota, Viridiplantae, Streptophyta, Magnoliopsida, Ericales, Balsaminaceae.